This is a messenger RNA of Lasiodiplodia theobromae, 1905 nucleotides long. RefSeq names its product Periplasmic beta-glucosidase beta-xylosidase. The record is from RefSeq and is a predicted model, not a curated record. Lineage: Eukaryota; Fungi; Ascomycota; Dothideomycetes; Botryosphaeriales; Botryosphaeriaceae. The coding region runs from base 1 to 1905 and encodes 634 amino acids. Gene Ontology annotation, biological process: glucan catabolic process. Gene Ontology annotation, molecular function: beta-glucosidase activity. The transcript has a single exon.
AUGUUGGCUUCCCUCCUCCACGCCUCCAGUGCCCGGCCGCAAGGCUCAUGGGCUUCAGUCUUUGUUGCAGCACUGGCCUCAACAUCCCUUGUCUCAGCUAGGGCGUUGCCUCGCUCGGAUAAUUCAAGUGAUGCUGUCCCAGCCUACCGCAACCCCACCCUCUGCGUGGACGAGCGCCUGGAUGACUUGCUCGAGCGGAUGACGCUGGAAGAAAAGGUCGGCCAGCUGUUCAUCAAGCAAAUCCCCAUGGGCGCCAACGGCACCAUCGACACGACAACCUUCACCGACAACUACACCACAGGCGGCCUCAUCAGCGAGAAGCUUAUGACGCACUUCAACAUCGUGUCCAGCGGCAAGCCUAGCGAACUUGCCAACUGGCACAACGCCAUUCAGGAGCUUGCUCUGCAGACCCGGCUCGGAAUUCCCAUCACUGUUGCCACGGACCCUCGUCACUCGUUCGCCGAGACAGCCGGUUCCGCCGUCGGCGUCGGCUCGUUCUCGCAGUGGCCUGAGACACUGGGCUUGGCCGCGCUGCGUAGUCCAGAGAUGGUGCAGCGCUUCGCAGAGAUUGCACGCGAGGAGUACAUGGCCGUCGGCAUCCGUGAGGCGCUGAGCCCGCAGAUCGAUGUGACGACGGAGCCGCGGUGGGCGCGUACGGGACAGACGUACGGCGAGGACGCGAAUCUGACCAGCUCGCUCGUCGUUGCAUACCUCAAGGGCUUCCAGGGUGAGACUCUUGGCCACCACUCCGUCACGACCGUCACCAAGCACUUCCCCGGCGGCGGCCCUGGCCUGAAGGGCAACGACUCGCAUUUCCCCACGGGCAAGAACAACGUCUACCCCGGCGGCUACCUGGACUACCACCUGCAGCCGUUCAAGGCCGCCAUCGCCGCCGGCGCCAGGCAGAUGAUGCCCGCGUAUUCCCGGCCGAUCGGAACCAAGUACGAGGAGGUCGGCAUGGGCUUCAACAAGGGCAUCGUCACGGACCUGCUGCGCAACGAGCUCGGCUUCGACGGCAUCGUGGUCAGCGACUGGGGCCUCGUCACGGACUUUGUGGCCCGCGGCGAGGAGAUGGAGGCCAUCUCGUGGGGCGUCGAGGACCUGAGCGAGCUGGCCAAGGUCGAGAAGAUCCUCAACGCCGGCGUCGACCAGCUGGGCGGCGAGAUCCGCACCGAGCUCGUCAUCCAGCUCGUCAACGAGGGCGCCAUCCCGGAGUCGCGCAUCGACGAGUCGGCGCGCCGCCUGCUGAAGGAGAAGUUCCUGCUCGGCCUCUUCGACAACCCCUUCGUCGACCCCGAGUCCGCCGACCGCGUCGUCGGCAACGACUACUUCCGCCGCGUCGGCAACGAGACCCAGCGCCGCGCCUACACGCUCCUCAAGAACCCCGACGACCUCCUGCCCCUGCCGCUCGACACGGCGACCAAGUUCUACGUCAGCGGCCUCAACGCGUCCUACCUCCUCGACCGCAACCUCACCGUCGUCGACUCGCCCGAGGAGGCCGACUUCGCCUUCCUCCGCCUGUCUACCCCCUACGAGGCCCGCGGCGGCGGCUUCGAGCGCAACUACCACCAGGGCCGCCUGGACUUCAACGAGACGGAGAAGGCGCGCCACGCCGCCAUCAUGGCCGCCGCGCCCACCAUCGUCGACAUCUACCUGGACCGCCCGGCCGUCAUCCCCGAGCUGGCCGAGGGCUCUGCGGCGCUGAUGGGCAACUACGGCGCCAGCACGGAUGCUUUCUUGGAUAUCGUGUUCGGCACUGAUGGCUGGAAGCCUGAGGGCAAGCUGCCGUUUGACCUGCCCAGGUCUAUGGAGGCGGUUGACAAGCAGUUGGAGGAUGUGCCGUUCGAUACCGAGAACCCUGUCUACAAGUACGGCCACGGGCUGAGCUACGCCGAGAAGUGUUAA